This is a messenger RNA of Lachancea meyersii CBS 8951, 2241 nucleotides long. The record is from the annotation of a GenBank genome assembly. NCBI's taxonomy places the organism in Eukaryota, Fungi, Ascomycota, Saccharomycetes, Saccharomycetales, Saccharomycetaceae.
AUGCCGCUGCUAGCUAACAGAAGCUAUCUUUCGAGUAACGAGCAAGUCCAGUUGGUUGACAAAACCGAUCUCUAUAACCUACAGAACUAUCAUAUACGCGAUGACAGCGAGAUAACAUCUUCAGACGAUAGUGACAUUAAUAUUGUGGGCAGUGAGUCCGAGGGUAGAUCUUACUACGUUUCUGAAAGACCACUCAGUUCAAAUGCAGAAGCAGAACAGAAUUGUGCCAACACUAAAAUGGGUCACAAAGGCGGCUCCCCAUUUAAAAGAGGGAUGAGCUCAUUUUUUAAGAGACAUGAAUCGCGCGAUGGUUCUCAUAAUAAGGACUCCACUAUUCAUGCUGAUGUCCCAGAAUUGCAGAAGGAUGGUGAAGUGCUCGACACGACUGAAAGCCGCGCGUCAAGUGCAUCGAGCUCGAGCAGAUUUUGGAGGUCUUGGAGACUGAGACAUCGUAGAAAUGACUGCGAUUUUGAUGAGAUCACUGCGAGUCAGAAACAGACCCAAGAAAUUGAAAACAAUUUAGAUGAAAGCAGCGACAAAGAGGACAUUAAAGAGAAGAAAGAAGAACCGAAUGAUACAACUGAAGAAAAAGUCUCCGAUGAUUUUCGUGAAUACAUGGAUAGAGAUUUUGCAUUCAGACACCAAAAAGCUCAACCUGACAUUGCUGCAAGAGCUGUACCACUUAAAGGAAAAUUUGAAGCUCAGUUUUCCGAAAGCGAGACGUCGGACGAGGGAAACGACGAUGAGUUGGGUUUAUCGAGAUGUUCCAACUUGGAAAGACCUUCUGAAGUUUUGCCACAUAUGGCGUCGCCCUUGACACCGGUUGACGAGAUUUCCGUUGUUGAAGAGAAGACCGUCAGGAAAGGUUCCUUGCAGUAUAAAAACAUCUACAAAACUCCACAGGACUACAUUUCUCUCGAAGAGCAAUUUGAUCAUUUGCAGGUUAACAAGAAUUCGAAAACAUUCUUUAACUUGCUAAGCACACUUCAUCUCCUCAAUGGCCCUUCUCAAAAAUCUAGCAACCUCAGCUCACUGGAAGAAUUUACUAAGACUAUUUUGUCUUUAGUUGAGAAUUCCGCGAAACAUGGACAGGGUAGUUCUGCUGAAAAUGCGACGACUGCCAAUAACUUGAUGGAAUUCAAGAGCACAAUUGACACUGACACUGGAGCACCCGAUCAAGUUGUUGAGCUGGAAUCUGAACUAUCGCUGCUACGCGACAAGUAUGAAGGUAAAAUCAGCGAUUUGUACAACUGUCGCAAAGAGCUCAAAGCUGCACACGACGAUUUGGCUGACGCUCGCAAUGAAAUAGCAGAAAGCGACAAGGAGAUGAGCACCUUAAAAACUGAACUCAAUUCUCGACGUCAGGAAUGGACUGAACUAGAGAGUGCCCUCAGGGCUCAACUGAACGAGCAAGCGGACGGUCGCAAAACCGAACAUGCCGAAACACAAAAAUAUAUGGACAAUUAUGAGAAGCUACAAUCUGAACACACAAAACUGGAAGAGAGGCAUCAAUGCUUGCUUGAGCAAGGUGAUGCAUCUAGGGACAAAAUCCAUGAGUUGAUAGGAAUCGUAUCCGAAAACGAUCUCAAAGCGAGAAAACUUCAGCAGGCAAAUGACCGUCUUCAAAAAGAACUCACUGAUGCCAGUCGUCUUGCCACAAAAGCCAAAUCAGCCAAUAAGAAGCUCGAAACAGACUGCCGUCGAGAGCACUGCAAGCUUUUGGACUGUCGUCGAGAGCUUGAAAUUUUACACGGACAAUUGGAACUGGCCAGUUGUCACAAGACAGAAUCGCUACAAUUCAUGGCUCAAUUGAUGAUAUCAUUUAAAGACGCGCUGUGCGAAAAUUCGUUGCAAGAGUGCGACGCAUAUUUAGAGUCUAUUGGCUCAAAUGAACUAUUCAGCUGCGCUCUCCUACAAUGUGGACCAAAAAUAAAUGAACAACAAUGGAAGGAGCAGGCUUCUCGCCAACGCGCUCAGAUUGCAGAGUUCUAUCGACACUUUGCGAAGAAAAACCUUUUGGACCAGAUCUUUGCGAAAUACGUCUCUUACAUGCGCUCGAACAGGUUUUUGUCGCAACAACUCAGAGGUUUGCGUCAACAAGAGCACGACCAUGAGGAAUAUAUCUCGCGAUUGCUGCAAGACUGCAAAUCUCAAAGAGUUCUGAUUGCCAAACAAGACCAUCGUAUUUCGAAUUUGAAAAAGAGUUCCAAAGAUCAGAAAGCCGAGCUGGAGUCAAAGUGA